Diceros bicornis minor is the source of this 6033-nucleotide messenger RNA. It is a transcript of the gene IFT172, whose product is annotated as intraflagellar transport 172. Bases 118 to 5367 code for a protein of 1749 amino acids. The record is from RefSeq and is a predicted model, not a curated record. The transcript is spliced from 48 exons. Lineage: Eukaryota; Metazoa; Chordata; Mammalia; Perissodactyla; Rhinocerotidae. Gene Ontology annotation, cellular component: ciliary basal body; intraciliary transport particle B; axoneme. Gene Ontology annotation, molecular function: protein binding. Gene Ontology annotation, biological process: intraciliary transport.
GUGUUGCGCUCCGGUCCCAUCUGCGUCAGCGGGUGUCGCUGCGGCUGCGUGGCGGGUUGUCCAGGUAACCACGGGAGUUGUCGCUGUCUGGUGGCAUCUGAGAGACAGGUGUUCGUCAUGCAGUUGAAGCACCUGAGGACCCUGCUGACGCCUCAGGAUGGAGCUGCAAAGGUGACCUGCAUGGCUUGGUCCCAGAACAAUGCCAAAUUUGCUGUCUGCACAGUGGACCGAGUGGUGUUGCUGUAUGAUGAACAUGGGGAGCGGAGAGAUAAGUUCUCCACCAAACCAGCUGACAUGAAGUAUGGCAGAAAGAGCUAUAUGGUGAAGGGCAUGGCUUUUUCUCCUGAUUCCACUAAAAUUGCCAUAGGACAGACCGACAACAUCAUCUAUGUCUACAAGAUUGGAGAAGAUUGGGGUGACAAGAAAGUUAUCUGUAACAAGUUCAUCCAGACGAGUGCUGUUACUUGUCUGCAGUGGCCAGCAGAGUACAUCAUUGUCUUUGGACUGGCUGAAGGGAAGGUUCGUUUAGCAAACACUAAGACUAAUAAAUCAUCUACCAUCUAUGGGACAGAUUCUUACGUGGUAUCACUGACAACAAAUUAUUCUGGGAAAGGAAUUCUCUCUGGUCAUGCAGAUGGCACUAUUGUUAGGUAUUUCUUUGAUGAUGAAGGCUCUGGAGAGUCACAGGGGAAAUUGGUUAACCACCCAUGCCCACCCUAUGCAUUGGCUUGGGCAACCAACAGCAUCGUGGCUGCAGGCUGUGAUCGGAGGAUUGUGGCCUAUGGAAAGGAAGGCCAUGUGCUACAAACGUUUGAUUAUAGCCGUGACCCUCAGGAGCGGGAGUUCACCACAGCUGCAGCAAGUCCUGGGGGCCAAUCUGUUGUGCUGGGAAGUUAUGACAGACUUCGGGUGCUCAACUGGAGCCCUCGAAGAAGCAUCUGGGAAGAGGCAAAGCCCAAGGAGAUUGCCAACUUAUACACCGUCACUGCCUUGGCCUGGAAGCGGGAUGGCUCACGACUGUGUGCGGGCACGCUCUGUGGUGGAGUGGAACAGUUUGACUGUUGCCUCCGAAGGAGCAUUUACAAGAACAAGUUUGAGUUGACAUAUGUGGGACCUAGCCAGGUGAUUGUGAAGAACCUAUCAUCGGGGACCCGAGUGGUACUCAAGUCACACUAUGGCUAUGAGGUGGAAGAGGUGAAAAUCCUGGGAAAGGAACGUUACUUGGUGGCCCACACAUCAGACACGCUGCUACUGGGGGACCUGAACACUAAUCGCCUUAGUGAGGUAGCUUGGCAGGGAUCUGGUGGCAAUGAAAAGUUUUUCUUUGAAAAUGAAAAUGUUUGCAUGAUCUUCAACGCUGGAGAGCUAACCCUGGUGGAAUAUGGGAGUAAUGAUACCCUGGGUUCUGUACGUACUGAGUUCAUGAACCCCCACCUUAUCAGUGUCCGUAUUAAUGAGAGGCAUCAGCGAGGAAUGGAAGAUAAUAAGAAACUGGCUUAUCUUGUUGAUAUUAAGACUAUUGCUAUAGUGGAUCUGAUUGGUGGCUACAACAUUGGCACCAUCAGCCAUGAGAGCCGUGUGGAUUGGCUGGAACUUAAUGAGACGGGGCACAAGCUUCUCUUCAGGGACCGGAAACUUCGUUUGCAUCUAUAUGAUAUUGAAAGCUGCUCUAAGACAAUGAUCCUCAACUUCUGCUCCUACGUGCAGUGGGUCCCAGGAAGUGAUGUGCUGGUAGCUCAAAACCGAAACAGCUUGUGUGUAUGGUACAACAUUGAGGCACCUGAGAGGGUCACCAUGUCCUCUAUCAGGGGUGAUGUUGUAGGUCUAGAGCGGGGCGGGGGAAAGACCGAGGUGAUGGUGACUGAAGGUGUGACUACAGUUGCCUACACACUGGAUGAAGGCCUUAUCGAGUUUGGAACAGCCAUUGAUGACGGCAACUACACCCGGGCAACAGCCUUCUUGGAAACUCUGGAAAUGACCCCAGAAACAGAGGCAAUGUGGAAAACCUUGAGUAAACUGGCACUAGAGGCAAGGCAGCUACACAUUGCUGAGAGGUGCUUUUCUGCUUUGGGCCAUGUAGCAAAAGCUCGAUUCCUGCAUGAGACCAAUGAGAUUGCAGAUCAAGUGUCUCGGGAAUAUGGUGGAGAAGGAACAGACUUUUAUCAGGUCCGAGCACGUCUAGCCAUGCUAGAGAAGAACUACAAGCUGGCUGAAAUGAUCUUCUUGGAACAGAACGCUGUUGAGGAGGCCAUGGACAUGUACCAGCAGCUACACCGUUGGGACGAGUGUAUCGCUGUGGCUGAGGCCAAGGGGCACCCAGCCCUGGAGAAGCUGCGCCGCGGUUACUACCAAUGGCUAAUGGACACACAGCAAGAGGAGCGAGCAGGUGAACUGCAGGAGAGCCAAGGGGAUGGGCUAGCAGCCAUCAGCCUCUACCUUAAAGCAGGGCUCCCUGCCAAAGCUGCUCGGCUGGUGCUGACCCGAGAGGAACUACUAGCCAACACAGAGCUGGUAGAACACAUCACCACAGCCCUUAUCAAGGGGGAACUGUAUGAAAGGGCAGGUGAUCUCUUUGAGAAGAUUCGAAAUCCACAGCAGGCCCUAGAGUGCUACUGUAAAGGCAAUGCAUUCAUGAAAGCAGUGGAACUGGCUCGUUUGGCAUUCCCAGUGGAGGUGGUGAGACUAGAGGAGGCGUGGGGGGACCACUUGGUGCAGCAGAAGCAGCUUGAUGCAGCCAUUAAUCAUUACAUUGAAGCCAGGUGCUCCAUUAAGGCAAUUGAGGCUGCCGUGGGUGCCCGCCAGUGGAAGAAGGCAAUUUAUAUAUUAGAUCUACAGGACCGGAACACUGCGUCCAAAUACUAUCCUCGUGUGGCCCAACACUAUGCAUCUCUGCAGGAGUAUGAGAUUGCUGAGGAGCUCUACACUAAGGGAGACCGGACAAAAGAUGCGAUAGACAUGUAUACCCAGGCUGGCCGCUGGGAGCAAGCCCACAAGCUGGCGAUGAAGUGCAUGAGACCAGAAGAUGUUUCGGUGCUGUACAUCACCCAGGCUCAGGAGAUGGAGAAGCAGGGCAAGUACCGGGAGGCUGAAAGGCUAUACGUAACAGUAGAAGAGCCUGAUCUUGCCAUCACCAUGUUCAAAAAGCACAAGUUGUAUGAUGAUAUGAUCCGCCUAGUAGGGAAGCACCACCCAGAUCUCCUCAGUGACACACACCUACAUCUGGGCAAGGAGCUGGAGGCUGAAGGCCGACUACAGGAGGCUGAGUAUCACUACCUUGAGGCCCAGGAAUGGAAGGCAACAGUGAACAUGUACCGGUCCAAUGGGCUUUGGGAAGAGGCGUACCGGGUGGCCAAGGCUCAUGGAGGAACUAAUGCCCACAAACACGUGGCCUAUCUGUGGGCAAAGAGCCUAGGAGGAGAGGCUGCAGUCAGACUGCUUAAUAAGCUGGGACUCCUGGAAGCUGCUGUUGACCACGCUGCUGACAACUGCUCCUUUGAAUUUGCUUUUGAACUCUCUCGGCUGGCGCUCAAGCACAAAACCCCUGAGAUUCAUCUCAGAUAUGCUAUGUACCUGGAGGAUGAGGGUAAAUUUGAAGAAGCUGAAGCUGAAUUCAUCAGGGCUGGUAAACCCAAGGAAGCAGUCCUCAUGUUUGUCCACAACCAGGAUUGGGAGGCAGCUCAGCGUGUAGCCGAGGCCCACGACCCUGACAGCGUUGCCGAGGUGCUCGUGGGGCAGGCCCGGGGGGCCUUGGAGGAGAAGGACUUUCAUAAAGCAGAAGGGCUGCUGCUUCGGGCCCAGAGACCAGGCCUGGCCCUCAGUUAUUAUAAGGAGGCUGGAUUAUGGAGUGAUGCCCUGCGGAUCUGCAAGGACUACAUGCCUGGCCAGCUGGAGGCUCUGCAGGAAGAGUAUGAGCGGGAAGCUACUAAGAAGGGGGCCAGGGGCAUGGAGGGACUAGUGGAACAAGCUCGACAGUGGGAGCAGGCUGGAGAGUAUAGCCGUGCAGUCGACUGUUACCUCAAAGUGCGGGACUCAGGAAGCAGCAGCCUGGUGGAGAAGUGCUGGAUGAAGGCAGCUGAACUCUCCAUCAAGUUUCUGCCUCCCCAACGAAGUCUGGAAGUAGUUCGGGCUGUAGGACCCCAGCUGAUUGGAAUUGGAAAGCACAGUGCAGCUGCAGAGCUCUAUCUGAACCUGGACCUAGUCAAGGAAGCAAUCGAUGCUUUCAUUGAGGGUGAGGAAUGGAACAAGGCCAAGCGUGUGGCCAAGGAGUUAGAUCCCCGGUAUGAAGACUACGUGGACCAGCAUUAUAAAGAGUUCCUCAAGAACCAGGGCAAAGUGGACUCGCUGGUGGGUGUGGAUGUAGUGGCUGCUUUGGACCUAUAUGUGGAGCAGGGCCAGUGGGACAAGUGCAUUGAAACAGCUACCAAGCAGAACUACAAGAUUCUGCACAAGUACGUGGCUUUGUAUGCGACUCACCUGAUCCGAGAGGGUGGCUGUGCCCAGGCACUGGCCCAGUAUGUGCAACAUGGAGCCCCUGCUAACCCUCAGAACUUCAACAUCUACAAGAGGAUCUUCACUGACAUGGUGAGCUCACCUGGGACCAACAGUGCUGAGGCCUAUCACAACUGGGCUGAUCUUCGGGAUGUCCUCUUCAACCUGUGUGAAAACCUGGUAAAGUCCAGUGAGGCAAACUCUCCAGCCCAUGAGGAGUUCGAGACGAUGCUGCUGAUCGCUCAUUACUAUGCCACUCGCUCUGCGGCCCAGAGCGUCAAACAGCUGGAAACUGUGGCUGCCAGGCUUUCUGUUUCGCUGUUACGCCACACCCAGCUCCUACCUGCAGACAAGGCCUUCUAUGAAGCAGGCAUUGCUGCCAAGGCAGUUGGCUGGGAGAACAUGGCAUUCAUCUUCCUCAACCGCUUUUUGGAUCUGACGGAUGCAAUCGAAGAAGGGACUCUGGAUGCCCUUGACCACUCUGACUUUCAGGAUACAGACAUUCCCUUUGAGGUGCCACUCCCAGCCAAGCAGCACAUACCGGAGGCUCAGAGAGAAGAGGUUCGAGACUGGGUGCUCACAGUCUCAAUGGACCAGCGGCUGGAACAAGUUCUGCCUCAGGAUGAGCGUGGUGCCUACGAGGCUUCCCUGGUGGCAGCGAGCACUGGAGUUCGGGCACUGCCCUGCCUCAUUACUGGAUACCCCAUUCUGAGGAACAAAAUUGAAUUUAAGCGGCCAGGGAAGGCAGCUAACAAGGACAACUGGAAUAAGUUCCUUAUGGCUAUCAAGACCUCCCACAGCCCAGUAUGCCAGGAUGUGCUGAAAUUCAUCAGUCAGUGGUGUGGAGGGCUACCCAGCACCAGCUUUUCCUUUCAGUAACUGGUAGAGCUCAAGGAAGAGUUAUUAGAUUCUCUCCCUCAUUAAAGUCUUGUAACUGAGACCACUGUAUUCUUUGAUGAAGGUCACCCCCAACACCAAUCCAGUGUCCUUUUUCCUCCAAAAGAAUCAUAAUCAAGUAGAAUAAAAGAGUUCUUUUAUUAUAAUUGUUUAUAUCAUCCUAGGAGUCAGUGGAAAACUCUUGGGGACUGAGCCUCUGGAUCAGCACCUGCAUGAUAGGAGGUAGCCUCGGUCAGAGGACAAACAGCAUAGCAAAGGACUCAACCCAGUUUUAAGAGUGGUUCCCUGCCCCCACCCUUUUCCCAGGCCACAAUCCUCACCGCCCAUUACCUGUCCUAAACCCAACUUUUCUGUGAUGCCUGGAUUUCUUGAUUUUGAUCCAGUAGCUGUUCAUUUUCCUGCCUUUUAAAUUUAGGAAGUUCAAGCUCUGUCAGUUCCACCAGCUGCAGAAGAGGGUAGAGUUAGUACUCCGGCCCUGAAUUAUAGUUCAGCAUCUUUUCAACACAGCCAAUCUGUGUUGAAUGAACCCUUCCUGUUCAUCUUCCUUACCUGCCCCUGUAGUCCUUCCUUCCUGCAGGGCCCAACCCCACGUAGAGUGAGUGCAGCCACACAGCAGUAACCAGACAGAACAGCCUCCGCUGCAGACAU